AUGGCGUCUUCAACUCUUCGUCUGCUAAUCGGUCUCUCGGUCCUUCUUCUCCUAGCCAUGGCAGCCCAGGCAAGACCCGGCCGCCUUUUCCACCCAUGUAAAACCUUGAUUUUCUUCUCAACCAGCUCCUAUCCCCUCGAUCAAAACCCUAAUUUGUCCCUCGAUGACGAUUCGUCUUCUUCAGGGCGAUCGAUCACCUUCUUCAUCACCGAGAUCCGUCGUUUAAACCCUAGGCCAGUCUCAAUUCCGUCAAUUUACCCAUAUCACAUAUCCCGUCUCAGAGCCGAAAUCGAAGAGGAAACGAUCCCGUCCAUCCAUGGAUCCCGUUCAUUGGAUAUUGAAGCUGCGUUUCGCGAUUUCACGGAAGGAAUCCUGACCGUGUUCCGAUCGCUGCUAUUCGGAGUUGGUUGUGGAGUGCUGACUGCUUCUAUUAUGUACUUGAUCUGGUCACUUUUUACUCCAACCCGGUUCGAUUACCAGGAUUCUGAUGAUGAAUCCGAUUCUGAUGAAGAUGUUUAUGCUUCUGAUCCAAAGAAGAUGGGAUACAUCGCCAUUCCUGCUGCUGGAGCUGUUCCUGUUUCAAAGGAGGUGGUGGUUUAA
Molecule: messenger RNA, 600 nt
Organism: Impatiens glandulifera
Lineage: Eukaryota; Viridiplantae; Streptophyta; Magnoliopsida; Ericales; Balsaminaceae
Exons: 1
Coding region: 1-600 (199 amino acids)
Source: RefSeq, a predicted model, not a curated record